GUAUUUUAUUGUUACAAUUUAUACUGAACGAGAUAGUAUGUGUUUUACGUUAAUUUAUAACCGUGUUUUAUUUCAUUAAAACUUAUCACAAGGUCGAAAGUCAUUAAAUUUCUGUUUCUAAGUUUUAUAAAAAUGUUUUUGGGUCACUCAAAUAGUUAGUCAAUUUAUUCAAUGGUCUCUCAAAUGCACAAAUAUGAAUAUAUUAUGUAUAAACUCUUACAUUUUGUUACAGUAAAAAUUACUGAGAGAGUAAACCUUUGAUGAAAUUUACUGUUUAAAACUGUUGGCUAAUCAUCUGAACUACUACUAUACAUAAGGAUCAGCUUUUAAGCAAAAUGGGACCACGGCGCGUAGAACAGAUAAUUCUUCUGAAAGUGAUGAAGAAAGCAGUAUUAGACAUGAUAAAUUCAAGUCAGAGAGAUUUCAAGAAAAGAAUGCGCAAAAUGUCAGAGAUGAUUAUUCUAAGUACGAUGAUAAAUAUAGUAGGAGGUACAGAGAAAGGUCUCCAAAGAAAACUAGUAGACAUAGAGAUAUAGUUUCCUCAACUUAUUACAAAAAUGAAUCUAAAAACAGACAUGACCAUAGGGAUAGUAACAAAAGGUCUUAUUCGGGAUCCAGUAGAUCUAUAGAUAGUGAACCAUUAGUUAAAACAAAAAAAUAUGCAGAUGCCAACAACACAGACAAAUUUGAGGCACCAAAAACGCGUAAGAAUAAUUUAUCUUCUCUACUAAAAAACUUUGACAAGAAAGUGGAAUCAAAACGAAUCAACUCAGAAAACUCAAUUGAAAUAGGUCCUGUUUUACCUCCUCAUUUAAAACAAAAUGAAAUUGAAACGGAGUCAGUCAUUAUCUAGUAACCCAACAGAUACUACUGUAGGUCCUGCACUACCACCCCAAUUGAAUAAUAGUAAUGACAUUUCAAACAAUGGAUCAAGCAAAUUUAAUAAUUCUUUCAAAAGUAAAGCUGUAUCAUCGUUGAUUUUUGAUAACAAAGUCAAUAAUGUGAGUGAUACAGUAGCAACAGUUAUUGAAAAAGAGAAUGAGAUUCACUCUGCACAACCAUUUGUAGUUAACAACUCCGAUGACUCCUGCAGUAUAGAUAAUCUGACUAAAGAUGACCAUGUAGAAUCUUCAGAAAAAGAUUUAUUUGGACCUACAAUACCACCUGAGUCAAAGCCAGAAACGUAUGGGCCAACUUUGCCUCCAAAACAAGACUCAGAUUCUUAUGGUCCUGCUCUGCCCCCUAGUCAUGUGAGAGAUGCUAUUCAAGGACCUGCUCUUCCUCCAGAAAUGGCAAGUGAACUAGGAGAAACUGCUCAAGAAGAUUCAGAAGAUGAUGAUGACAUGGUUGGUCCUCAGGUAGAGGGUAAAAUGACAAAAGCACAAUACCUUCUAGACAUGCGAGCCAUACACAUUAAAAGAAAACUUGAUGAAGAGAAAGGUGGCAUUUCAAAGGAGGUGAAAAAACGAGAAGAGUGGAUGUUGGAGCUGCCCCCAGAAAAGGCUUCCAACCUCGGUCUGGGGCCUCGGUCAUUUCGGAUGAAGGAAGCCCCUGACAUGAGCAACAGGUCCAGCUGGACAGAUACUCCAGCCGACAAACUGCGCAAGGAACAACAGGCGUUG
Homalodisca vitripennis (glassy-winged sharpshooter) is the source of this 1622-nucleotide messenger RNA. Its product is annotated as GPALPP motifs-containing protein 1-like. The record is from RefSeq and is a predicted model, not a curated record. Lineage: Eukaryota; Metazoa; Arthropoda; Insecta; Hemiptera; Cicadellidae.